AUGUGGAAGAAUACACCGAGACAUCUUGCCUUCCGAGCACACGAUCGAUAUGUUGUGACCUGUUUACAAUUUGAUACCGACAAGAUCGUGGUCGGUAGCGACAACAGCAAAAUAAAUGUCUAUGAUACAAAUACCGGGGCGCUUCGCGCAACACUUGAAGGGCACGAAGGUGGUAUAUGGGCACUUGAAUACCAUGGCAACACUCUGGUCUCUGGGUCAACAGAUCGCUCACUCCGAGUAUGGGACAUUGCGAGAGCCGAGUGCACCCAUGUGUUUAACGGUCACACGUCCACAUUACGGAGCUUACAGAUAUUGCACCCAGUUCAGAUUGAUCAGAAUCCAGACGGAACCCCAGUGAUGGUGCCCGAACAGCCUCUCAUAAUUUCCGGCUCCCGUGAUUCGACCUUACGAGUUUGGAAACUUCCCCAACCUGGCGACCCGCAAUAUUUCCCUGCUGAGAAUGGUGAAGAAUGUCCAUAUCUGAUCCGUGUAUUGACUGGUCAUCAACAUUCCGUGCGAGCACUUGUAGCCCAUGGGGAUACUCUGGUCAGCGGUAGCUACGACAAUACUGUACGAGUUUGGAAAAUAUCUACCGGAGAAUCGGUGCAUCGGCUGAAGGGCCAUAACCACAAGGUUUAUAGCGUAGCCUUGGACCAUAAGAGGAACCGCUGUAUCAGUGGAUCAAUGGACCACACGGUCAAAAUCUGGUCUAUUGAUACAGGUGCGUUGUUGUAUAACCUUGAAGGCCAUACAUCCUUAGUGGGCCUACUUGGUUUGAAAGAAGAUCUGCUGGUUUCAGCGGCUGCAGACAGUACCAUUAGAGUUUGGAAUCCUGAGAAUGGCCAAUGUCAACACACGCUUAGCGGUCAUACUGGAGAGAUCGCAUGCUUCCAGCACGAUGGGCAAAAAUUAAUCUCUGGUUCUGACAGGAGUGUUAAGAUGUGGGACAUACGGACUGGUGUGUGUGAAAGAGAUCUUCUCACGGAUCUCAGCGGUGUCUGGAAGGUCCGAUUCGAUGCCCAACGUUGUGUUGCAGCAGUGCGUCGUGGAGGUAUAUCUUUUGUCGAGGUCCUCGACUUCGGCAUAUGCCCUGACAAUAUACCAUCUGACCAGUUGGGAACACGGGUUCUAGUUGAUGAACGAGGUGAUGAGAUCGAAGGCCCAGAGGAAAGUGAUUGA
Molecule: messenger RNA, 1179 nt
Organism: Penicillium vulpinum
Lineage: Eukaryota; Fungi; Ascomycota; Eurotiomycetes; Eurotiales; Aspergillaceae
Product: WD40 repeat domain-containing protein
Exons: 2
Coding region: 1-1179 (392 amino acids)
Biological process (GO): proteasome-mediated ubiquitin-dependent protein catabolic process; ubiquitin recycling
Cellular component (GO): nucleus; cytoplasm
Molecular function (GO): ubiquitin binding
Source: RefSeq, a predicted model, not a curated record